Molecule: messenger RNA, 507 nt
Organism: Cylicostephanus goldi
Lineage: Eukaryota; Metazoa; Nematoda; Chromadorea; Rhabditida; Strongylidae
Source: the annotation of a GenBank genome assembly
ACUAAGAAUAGCAAGGGAUAUAAAAUCUUGCCGCCAUAUUUGCGAGUUAUACAAGGUGAUGGUAUCAAUUACGAAUCUACAGGAAGGAUACUUGAGGCGCUGAAGCAAGCCGGCUGGAGCACCGAUAAUGUGGUAUUUGGUGCAGGAGGUGCUUUGCUACAAAGAAUUGAUCGUGACACACAAAAAUGUGCGUUCAAAUGCAGUCAUGUUAUUGUUAAUGGCGAACACAGAGACGUUUACAAGAACCCGGCUACUGAUAAGGAGAAACGUUCAAAGAAAGGUUAUCUCACAUUAGUGCGGAAUGCUUCUGGUUCAAUAGAAACUGUCCAAGAAGGACAAGGAGAUCCGAGAGAGGAUCUUCUCCAAACAGUUUUUGAAAAUGGUAAAUUACUCGUCGAUUGGACCUUAGACGAAAUUCGAGAGAGGGCUGAAAUUGAUCUGGUGAAGAUGAAGAAGAAGAAGUAUGUCAAUGGAGUUCAUAAAGGCAAUGGCGAUAGUAUUGACUAG